Thermochaetoides thermophila DSM 1495 is the source of this 3888-nucleotide messenger RNA. RefSeq lists its product as uncharacterized. The coding region runs from base 1 to 3888 and encodes 1295 amino acids. Gene Ontology annotation, cellular component: Set1C/COMPASS complex. The transcript is spliced from 3 exons. Gene Ontology annotation, molecular function: nucleic acid binding; protein binding; histone H3K4 methyltransferase activity. The record is from RefSeq and is a predicted model, not a curated record. NCBI's taxonomy places the organism in Eukaryota, Fungi, Ascomycota, Sordariomycetes, Sordariales, Chaetomiaceae.
AUGUCUCGCCCUGCGGGUGCGAGCUUCGCACAGUUCUUCCCUGCCGCCCCUAGGGCUGCCAGGGACAGGGCAUUGGAGCGCGAACGGGCCAAAAUCAACUCGCAGGACUCACCUCUCCCACAGGCUGCUGAAGCCUGUGGACAAGACACUGGUUCUACCUCUGCUGGCUCAUAUCAUCGGCAUGGCCCUGCUGCCAAUGGAGCUCACCCCUCAACUGACGACAGCGAGUCGCUUCCAGGAGAUACUCUCACUUCUAGUGGAUCGGCAAGCUCACAUGCCAGUUCUAGUUCUUCACUGUUUUGUGCUCUCUCUCGACCCGGCACCGCCGCGGCUUUCAAGGGCUCAAGCAGCCAUCUCACUCCUCCCACAUCCGAUGGCUCGCCUUCCUCAUAUCCCUCAGCUUCUCUGCAUUCCAAGGCACAGUCGACUGCUUCCCAGCCCACGGACGGUGCGGAUUCUUCAAUGUCAAUACCCAAUGGGUCGAGCCAUGAUCAUUCAGCGACCUUAUCCAAGCUUCCCAACCGCCUGCCACCUUUCGACCCUUCCCACAAGGUCGUGUGUGUCAAGUGCAAAUAUGAUCCUGCCCUGGAUGCCACGAUCUCAAGCUCUGAAAAGAGGAAAAGGAAACCCGAAUAUGUGGAGUUUGGAUUGGGAACUCAAGAUGGCGCUCCCCCCUCGGACCCCCGUCUGGCCAAGGGCGGGCGGUUGAACUACAUCAAUGUCGACUUUCACCUACCCAAAGCUCGACUGCGCCAUGCCCCCUACAUGCUGAAGCCUUGGAAGUAUGACCCCAAGACCUCUUGCGGCCCGGGCCCGCCGACCCAGAUCGUUGUGACUGGCUUCAAUCCCUUGAUUGCCUUCUCCAAGGUGACCGCCGUGUUUGCUUCAUUUGGUGAGAUUGCUGAGAGCAGUAACAAGAUGCACCCAGAGACCGGGAGCUAUUUGGGCUUUGCUACCUUCCGCUACAAGGACUCGCAGCCCAACCGCCAUCGUCCGUACCCCAUUCUUGCGGUCGAUGCUGCAAAGCGUGCCAUCGAAGCCAUGAAUGGAAAGAGGAUCGAGGCGAACACGGUCCGUGUGGAGUAUGACCCUGAGGGUCGAAAGAGCUCCCGUAUGCUGGAGGAGGUGCUGAAGAAGGGCGAUGAGACUUCCUAUCCCUCAAUCGAGCCUAAGAUUCCAACAGGCCCCAAGCCCAAGGAUCUCACAGCGGGCCCUCCUCCCACCGCACCCAAGGGUCCAGCUGCGCAGCGCGGUAGCCUGAUCAAUGUUAAUGGUGUCUGGAUGCCAAAGCCUAGGCCAGAUUCCAUCAUCGAGCAUGAGCCCAUUGCCCCCAAGCUCAAGCAUGAACCGUACAUUUUUGUCGCCCACGAGCAUGUCCCCGUCAUGCCCACCACUGUUGCUCAUAUGAAGAGACGGCUGAAGCAGUUCCGGUUCGAUGAUAUUCGUGCCGACAGAUCGGGCUACUUCAUAGUCUUCCCAGACACAGGUUAUGGUCGCAGUGAGGCAGACCGCUGCUAUCGCGCUGCCGAUCGAACACCUUUCUUCACAUAUUGCAUGGUGAUGGAUCUUCGUCGCUACGGCACCCUUGGGAAGAGCGCUCAUCCUUCCGCUUCUCGACAUCGCAGUCGGACUCCAGACCGGCGUCGGUCAGAUGAUGGUCGCUCUAAUCAUCAUCAUCAUCAUCAUCAUCAUCAUCAUCAUCAUCAUCAUGACCAUGACCGCAGCAAGAGAGAUGAGGAACGAGCCAAACGUGAAGAGCAAGAGCGGCGUAGGAGGGAAGAGGAGGCAGAUUUGGAGGAGGAGAAACGGCAAAGAGCUAAGAAUUUUGACCCGGUUCUUGAGGCCACCGACGUCAUCGUGCGAGAGAUGAAGGAACAGCUCAUCAAGCACAUCCGGACCAAGAUUGCCGCCCCUGCUUUGUUCAAGUUCCUAGAUCCGAACAAUCACAUCGCGAAACGCCGCAAGCUUAACUUGGAAGAUCCCCAAGGUGCCGGACUGCCGCCGAUUAUUUUGGACGAUUACGAGGAGGGAUCGCCUGUUGGCACACCGAACUCAAGGGCUGAUCCCAUCGAGCGGCGCACGGGUCGCCUUGAUAUUUCGACUCUCCCUCGGAUACGCAAAGUCAAGACUGCUUCCGGCCUUCCGGCUCGCAAGUAUGGCUUCAACGAUCCAUUUGCCCGUAAUCGACCGCCCACUCGUGGCAGCGCCUUCCGGUCUCUCCAUUACCGUCUUAGGGAUGACAGUGAGGAUGAGUCUGAUGAUGAGAUAGAGUUGAGAACGUCUCUUGGCAGGGACACAGAAGAACCGGAGUCGCGGCCGAGGAGUCGCAUGAGCUCGGAUGACGAGGGUACCAGAGAUGACUUUGGGUCGUGGGGCCCUGGAGAUGAUGAUUCCAUUACAGAGACCAGCUUUGUGCUCAAUGAUGGCUCAGUUCUGCCAAAGAAGAGGAAACUGGAUCUCCAAGUGGAAGCAGUUGUCAAACGGCAAAAGAAGUCUGACGAAGAGCUUUUCGGGGCCACUGUGGACCGCAUCGAGAACGAGUUCGUAUCAAAAGAACCCUCGCCUGAGGAGAUACCAGCUCCUCCUGCUCCUUCACGGCAAACAGACGUGCUUGUGGAGAAGGAAACAGAUAGCUCUCGUCUUCCAACUCCCCUGCCACAGAGCACAAAAGCUCACAAAAAGAAAGCCGCCAAGCCGAAGAAGAAGUCCAAGAAACAGCUGUUCGAGGAAAGAGAGGCUCUCAAGCGACAACAACAGGAGAUUUAUGAAAAGGAAGCGGCUCAACAAAUUGAGGAAGGUGAGGAAACAAAAUUGGCGGUUGAGGUCGAAGAUGAAGCCAAGAAACCUGAGGUUGUUGGAGAAGAAGAGGAGAGGGCGGACUUGGAUGAAAAUCUCUAUCCGCCAGAAAAGGUCCCUGCUCUCCAGCUUCCUUCAGACUUCCAUCUCGAAGUGGCAACAUUGCAGGAAUUGGGCCUUGGUGAAUACGAUCAACCAGAUCUGGACAAACUGCGCAAGAAGUUUGGUCCUGGCAAGCUGGCCGAUGCAGAGCUCUGGCUGUGGAGAAGAGAUCGCAUCCGAGAGUUCAACUCAUCCGACGGGUCGACGAAGAACCCGGUGCGCAUUGAGGGUUACUAUGUCCCCAAUUCGACCGGCUGCGCUCGGACUGAAGGCGUCAAGAAGAUUCUCAACUCCGAGAAGGCCAAGUAUCUUCCUCACCAUCUCAGGGUUCAGAAGCAGCGCGAAGAGCGGCAGGCGCAAAACGGCAAGAAUGCCAAAGACGCGGCUGCAGCGGCUGCGGAGGCAUCACGACUUGCUGCCGAGAGCAUGGUGGCCAAGGGCAACUCGCGCGCAAACCGUGCACACAACCGGCGGUUCGUUGCGGAUCUCAACGACCAGCGCAAGACUCUAGGCCAGGACUCGGAUGUGUUGCGGUUCAACCAACUCAAGAAGCGCAAGAAACCUGUCAAGUUUGCGCGGUCCGCGAUCCACAACUGGGGUCUGUAUGCGAUGGAGAACAUCCCCAAGGACGAAAUGAUCAUCGAGUACGUAGGCGAAGAGGUACGGCAGCAGAUCGCCGAGCUCCGGGAGAGCCGGUAUCUCAAGAGCGGCAUUGGCAGCAGCUACCUGUUCCGUAUCGACGACAACACGGUCAUCGAUGCGACUAAGAAAGGUGGCAUCGCGAGAUUCAUCAAUCACAGCUGCAUGCCAAACUGCACGGCCAAGAUCAUCAAGGUGGAGGGCAGCAAGAGAAUUGUUAUCUAUGCCCUCCGGGACAUCGCGAAGAAUGAAGAAUUAACGUACGACUACAAGUUCGAACGCGAGCUUGGCAGUGCCGACCGGAUCCCUUGCUUGUGCGGCACGGCAGCCUGUAAAGGUUUUCUCAACUAA